GAUUCAGGAACAGUGUAGCAAAUAGAUACAGCUAUUGAGAAAUAAUACUGUGAUUUGAAAGUAUUUGGAUUCCCAUCCUGUGCCCUCUAUCAAAGGUCCACAAACUUCAUCAGCAGAAGAGCAGCCAUUCCCAUGUGAAGGGCCAUGGCUUUUUGUUUACUUUGCUGCCAUACAGAUGCAUUUCUAGCCCAUCUGUGUAAAAUCUGUCAAGUCGCAUAGUGUCAAAGAGGUGGAGAAACACUCCGUGUUGCUGGUUACCCAAACCAGUGAGGCUACAAGACAAGGGAGCUACAGCUGUAUGACAGAGCUCCUUUUCCUCCGUGCAGUAAGAAGGAAUUACUAUAGCGUCAUGGGGGGAGUGGGUGAGGAGGAAGCUGGCAUUAAGUUUCACAGAGCAACGGGUAACAUGGAUUGCACCUCGGAAGGGGACAGCUGAACUCUCUCUCUGGCUUUAGUGAGGAAAGAGCAGCGAUGAAAUCCGUGGACUGUGUGCACGUCAUCCAGCAGAAGGAUACCGCCUCCUCUCCCUCUGGCCCCCCCGGUGCUGCUUCAGGCACCACGGGACUCUUUUCUGUCACAUUCCUGUGGCUUGCAAUGCUCCUGUCCUCUUGUCUUGCAGCAGUGUCUCUUUACCAUGCUAUCACCCUGAAAACAGAGCUAGAAGCUCUGCGCAGUGAGCUGAUCUACAGGGUCCGGGCAAGGUCUCCGCUAGAGCAGCCACCUGUGUCCCCUGGUGACAAGAAAGCAGGUGCCCCUGUUUCUUCCUUCCUGCAAGUGUCUGCAGCUGGCGCCAGGCAGGAGAACAGGCUGCCUGGCCCUAGCCCAGCCGAAAGUUUCCAAAAGGAAAUCUGGGACGGGAGCAGAAACAGGGGGAGAAGGUCUACUGUCCAUGCAGAAGAAACAGUGCUGCAGGCCUGCUUGCAAUUGAUUGCUGACAGCAAAAGUGACAUCCAACAGAAAGAUGAUUCAAGCAUUGUCCCUUGGCUUCUGAGCUUUAAGCGUGGAACAGCUCUGGAAGAACAGGGAAAUAAAAUAGUGAUCAAAGAAACAGGAUAUUUUUUCAUAUAUGGCCAGGUUUUAUAUACUGAUACAACAUUUGCUAUGGGACAUCUAAUACAGAGGAAGAAAGCCCACGUGUUUGGUGAUGAUCUCAGCUUGGUGACAUUAUUUCGUUGCAUCCAAAAUAUGCCACAGUCUUAUCCGAAUAAUUCUUGCUAUACUGCUGGCAUUGCAAAAUUAGAAGAAGGGGAUGAACUUCAACUUACAAUACCACGAAGAAGAGCUAAAAUAUCCUUGGAUGGAGAUGGUACUUUUUUUGGUGCAGUUAGACUCCUCUGAAGCCCUUUAUUUCUGUUAUUACGCUUAGUGGAAUUUUCUACUUCCAAGGCAUUUGUCAAAGAAAAAAGAAAUUGAAUUCUACUACAACUGCCAAUUCAGUCUCUCUCCUUCCACCAUCAGCUUCUGAAACCUAUUCUUUGGUCUAACAAGCAAACCCAAAACAGGAAGUAGACCAGACGUACUUUUGAGAUAAAAAUGUCAUGUGAUUACCAGAAAGACAAUUUAUUUUACACAAUGGGAGACUCUAAACAACAGCUGUAAGGGCAUGUUUUUUUGGCUUUGAAAUAAUUUCUGUGAAGCAAAUCAAAGGAGUUGACCACAAAGUAAAGCAUGAACAGGGCCAUUCUGUUUUUAUCCAGAAAUGGAAAACUAAAGCACAAGUGUGUCUUACUUUGCUUUGCUUCACCAAAACAAACCAACCAAAAAACAAAACAAAACAAAACAAAAAAAAAAAAACAAAAAAAACCCAAACAAACAAAAAAAAAACUGAAGCAGAAAAUACAGGGAAGGAUAAUGAAACAGUAUAUUCCUCAUCACAAAAUAGUGGUGUCAGCUAGUUUCUGUUUCUCUUUGUUGUUUGUUUCUUAGUUUGACAUAGAGAUUUGUUUUGGGAAGGAAAAAAGUCUAAAAGCACAGGAUAAUGAAGCAAAUUCUCAUAAGUAUGUGGAAUGGUAGGCACUGCGUUGCUUCUUCCCUGAGGAGAAAAGGCCAUUGCUAAAAUCUAUUCGUAUUUACUAAUUGAGUUUUACUGGGAACAGGAUAUAUAAGAUGCUUUGACAGCUCAAUCUUCAGGGAGUAUGUGCAUACCUACACGUAAACAAAGCAGACGUAGAAAGAAACACAAUGAAAUUAGGCAUGGUAUAGUAGGACAAAUUGGAUUUCUCACUUCAUAGUUUCUGCACUUAUAUGUGUGUGUGUUCUGUGUGUAUAAAUAUAUAUGUGCAGUAUAUAUAUAUAUGAAAGCAUAUACACACAUAUAUGAGCCUUUGGCACUUAGGUAUAGUAUCUUGUCUUCUUUUGGACAGCUUAUCCAAUGGAAAUACUGCUGCAUACAUAUUUGGUUUAUUUCUCUUGCUUUUGCUAUUAUCCAUGCUAAGGAAUACUGUAAAAAAGAAAAAUCCAAGUAAAGAAAAGUUGCUUUGUAUAUUGCAGUAUCCUUGACUGUUUUUAUAAAUAGUGCCGACUGAUUUGAUUGAGUUCUUAUUGUGAUAGAAAAUCAAUAAAACAGAUUUGAAGCUAAGAGUUAUGGACUAUGGUGAACUAAUGAAAGAAUUAAUUCAACUCUUCUGUGCUUCAAAAAGACAUUUCAGCAACGAGGGUAUGUGCAUUGCGUUACCAUACUGGGAUUUUUGUGAGGCCUAACUAAGUUUUCAAAAUGUAUGGAAGACCUCUGUAUACAAAUAUAUAAAAAUAUUUGUUCUUUAUUUAUGUAUCCUGGAGGUAAAACUGAAUUUUAUUAUUAUUAUUAUUUUGUAACUGCAAUGCUAAGUUUACAAGAAAGAGUUCUGAAAUAUUCUGCUGGAGUCCUCAAUUCAGCCAAAGUUUGAGUGAUGCUGCAUGUAAAUAAAACAAUUAUUAGUAUGCACCAAGCUGACUCUUAUUACUGAAGUACAUUAAAGAGGUGCACAGAAUCCUGAAUCAGAUCCUUUUUGGUUUUAGUGUUGAAUGUUUAUAUGAAAAAAAAAAAAAAAGAAAGUUAUUAUUUUCCCUCAGACUUGAUGUUUAAGUGUGCAAAAUUACCUUUUGGUAUGUAAGUUUUCCCUAAGGAUUCAGUAAGCUUGUGUAUGCUUCAUGUAAGCCAAUUCUGAACCACAGCAGACUGGCACCAUGUAAGAUGUAGCUUUGAUACAUUAUUUUAAUAAAGUAAUAUCCUUUAUUUUAAUAAAGUAA
Numida meleagris (helmeted guineafowl) is the source of this 3228-nucleotide messenger RNA. RefSeq names its product TNF superfamily member 13b (gene TNFSF13B). The transcript has 7 exons. Gene Ontology annotation, molecular function: receptor ligand activity; tumor necrosis factor receptor binding. NCBI's taxonomy places the organism in Eukaryota, Metazoa, Chordata, Aves, Galliformes, Numididae. Gene Ontology annotation, biological process: immune response. Gene Ontology annotation, cellular component: membrane. Bases 472 to 1338 code for a protein of 288 amino acids. The record is from RefSeq and is a predicted model, not a curated record.